AAUGAAGACUGACAUGGAGAAGAGUUUGGAAGCCUCAGAGAAGGUCCCACGCAUUGUCCAGGUGAUGUACUUCAAAGAAGUCCCGAGACCAUCUGCGAGCCAGCAGCCGGAGCAGAGUUUGCCCCAGGUGAGGGAAGCCCAGUGGCAGCAGUUUCUCAAGACUCUGCAGCACUCUCACACCGGGUGGGGCAACCCGCAGCUGACCGAAGCGGCACCGUGGGAGGACACCAAAGCCUUCCUGGCUGCCUUUGAGCAAGUGGCCGAGGCUUGCCGGUGGCCUAGAGAAGAAUGGGUAGGCCGGCUCCUGCCGGCGCUCAGGGGAGGGAUGGAGCAAGUCUAUUGCCGGCUGGAUCCCAGAGAUAGAGGAGACUACGGGAAGGUGAAGGCCGCCCUCUUGCGCGGGGACGCCGUGCAGACGGAGUCCAAGCGGCAGCACUUCCGGCAGUGCUGUUACCAGGAGUGUGAGGGGCCGCGUCGGAUUUACGGCCAUCUCCAGGACCUCUGCCGACAGUGGCUGAAGCCGGAGCGCCGCACCAAGGAGCAGAUCUUGGAGCUGAUCAUCCAGGAGCAGCUUUUGGCCAUGUUGCCGCCCGAAGUCCAGAGCUGGGUGCGGGAGUGCGCGCCGGAGGACUGCAUCGAGGUGGUGGCUCUGGCAGAGGACUUUAUGAUGGGCCGCCGGGCAGCCAAGAUGUGGAAAUGGCCGGGGUUUGCGAAUUUGAAGGAUAGGAGUGUGGCUUUGGAGAGGGGUGGCUGGACCAUGGUAAAUCUUGAUCAGAAGCCCUUGCACUGGGAAAUUGCACAGGGGAACUACGGGCAUGGCAGCGGUUCAGAAGAACUCUUGGUUCCCACGCCAGAAAUCAUCUCUCAGCCCGACCAAGAAAGGAGCAUCUUCUAUAUUACUGAGACAGGGGAAACUGUUCCAGCCCUUCCUGCAGAGAGCAGAAUUCUGGGCGAGAUCAAGAUAGAAAGUUACGAGGAUGCACAUUCAGAUACGGAAGACUCGUUCGAGGCUUUAACAGAAGGCUCCCCGGAGGCAGAUCCCAUGAGCCCCAAGACCGGCAACGAGAGUCUCAAGAGGAAACUGCGCCCUAGGGAACCUCCAGGCGUGAAGCCGGGCAGACCCGCAGCUCGAGGAACCUCCAUGCAGCUCCGCAAAAAAAGAGCCUCCCCGGCAACACCCAAACAGCAGAAGGAGAAAAAACACGAGUGUGAAUUGUGUGGGCAUCGUACCUAUUUUGUGUCGGAACUGCUGAGACAUAUGAGUGUCCACAAUGGGAAAAGGCCCCACCGGUGCCUGGACUGCGGGAGGACUUUCUUGAAGCUCACCUCUUUCGAGGUCCACAAGAAGAUGCACGGGCCUGGCCGGAGGAUCCGGCCCUUGAGGAAAGCCGUAAGCCGUCGAAGGAAAGGGAGCCGUGUUGGCGCUGUGCGCAGGAGGCGGGUGAUCCCGCCGCCCGCCCUUGCCAAGCCUCUGAACACCCACCCAGGAGGAGGGCCUCAUUCGUGCGAGGAGUGCGGCCGGAGCUUCUAUUGGAUGUCGAGCCUUUUUAGGCACUGGAGGAUGAAAAGCUGCCACAGGACCCGCGGAAGGCAGGUCAAGCGCAGAGCUGUUGAAGAAAUCACACACCAUGCUCACCGGGGAAGGACCGAAUCAAAAUACAGGGUUGCAAAGUUGUUAGGACAGUCCCCAGACACCCUUUCAGAGGCUACCAGGGCUUGCAAGGCGACCCCCAUCGCCUCCAGACUGCGUCCAAGGAAGCCCCCAGGGGACGUCCCAGAGGCGAAACCUUCAGACCUGAAGAAUCACGUGUGCCCAGAAUGCGGGAGGAGAUGUAUGAAGCCUGCAGACCUCAUUCAGCACAUGAAGGUUCAUACGGGUGAAAAACCCUACGAGUGCCCAAAAUGCCAGAGGGCUUUCAGAUGGUCAACGAACUUCGUUGCGCACCGGCGGACAUGUUGCGCCAAAAGACCUGCUCUUGCGGAACAUCGGGUGACACACACAGGCGACGAGCAGCUGUGUAAAGUGAAGCAGGAAGAGAUCAAGUCAGAAGAUGAAUUUGGGACGUGGCCCAUAGAAGCCCCCGGUGCCAUUUCCCCCCAGGGUUACGAAGUUAGGUCCCCGUUGACGGUGAAGCCAGACGAGCUUCAAGACGAGGAACAGGAGGAGUCCGACCCGCCCGGCACGGGUGCCUUUUCCAGAAGAGCAGUGGGCCGUCCAAAAAGAAAGAAACACCCAUGCCUGGAAUGUGGGCGCAAGUUCCUAAGGUUUUCGGACAUGCUUAACCACACAAAAGUCCACACCGGAGUGAAAAAUUAUGAGUGCUACGAUUGUGGGAAAACUUUCCGGUGGGCGGCCCACCUUUCCGAGCACCAGAGAAACCACAAGAACUACCCUAAGGAGCCCGCUCCUGGUCCCGGUCUAGCAGAAUGCGACGUCAUUCUGGAAGAUGAAGAAGAGUUGAUCCACAUUCUGGAGAGGAAUUUUCAGAAGGGAGGGACCAAAUCAGGAGGUUUCCUUCGGACACAGUCAGAAGAAUCCCCGGAUGCUGCCUCCGAGGACAUCGAGUACCAUAAGGUCAGGGCUACCUCAAAGUUGCGUCCGAAGAUGCGUGGAAGGGUGCGGCAGGGUCUGAAAAUGGCGGCUGCGAAGAAAAGCAAGUAUGGCAAAUACGACCAAAAAGAAAAGAAACACAAGUGUAACGUAUGCGGGCACAGGACCUAUUACUUGUCUGAUUUACUCAGGCACGUGAACGUCCACAAGAGGGAGAAGCCCUACAAAUGUCUCCAGUGUGGCAAAGCCUACACGCAGAAUUCGGCCUUUCUUUUCCACCAGAGAAGUCACUCGUCCGUCAGCAGUUCCAGCGGCAGGAAGAGCGUCGCAGCCCGGAGGGGUGGGAAAAGAACUCAUAAAUUGUCUGGCCUUGUUAAACCGACGCAAAGCCGCACAGAGGAGAAGCCUUUCCUUUGUGAAGAGUGUGGGCAAGCCUUUAAGUGGCCUUCAAACCUCUCCAGGCACCGGAAAAUCCACAGGGAUGGCCAGGAAACCUCAUUUGUGGGGAGUCAGAAAACUGAAGCAGGUUGCAGUAAGCCAAACAAGAUGGCGGUAGAGAAUUCCCCGCAGGUAAGAGCUACUCUAAAGAGAAUGGGUGAGACAUCGGCGGAAAUAACCCCUGGGGUCGCUUCUGUGACGGUCGUGAUUAAUGACAGAAGGUGGAAGUCCAAGAACCAGCCUAGUAUGAAAUUGGCAAAAGGGAAGCUAACGAUGAAGGAAGCACCACAAGCAGAAAGAUUCUUGUAUUCAAAAAGCGGGGCAGCGUAUCGCUACAAAUCUGGACUUGUGACACAUCGGAAGACCCGUGCAAAAAAGCAUCAGUGUAGAGUAUGCAAAAAAUCUUUUUCAGCAAAAUGUCUCCUCCAUGAUCAUGAAAACAUCCACACGGGAGCAAAACCCCACAAAUGCGACGAAUGCGGGAAAUGCUUCGCUUGGAGGAAUAAGUUGCUCCGCCAUAAGAAAAUUCACAUCGGAGUGAAACCCUAUCAGUGCCCCGAGUGUGAGAAAUCCUUCUUUCGGAAAGACAGCUUGAUGGCCCACCUACAAUCUCAUGGCUCCUCCUGCGCAUAUCAGUGCUCGCAGUGUGGCAGGGGGUUCAGCGAGAGGGAUCAGCUGUUCAGACACCAGAGAAUCCACGCGGGGCGGCAACCUUACGAGUGUGAGGAGUGCGGUCGGGGUUUUAGCCGGAAAGAUUAUUUGAUUAGACAUCAGCAGCAGCAUGCAGAGGAGAAGUAA
Molecule: messenger RNA, 3787 nt
Organism: Euleptes europaea (tarantolino)
Lineage: Eukaryota; Metazoa; Chordata; Lepidosauria; Squamata; Sphaerodactylidae
Product: zinc finger protein 184-like
Exons: 8
Coding region: 2-3787 (1261 amino acids)
Source: RefSeq, a predicted model, not a curated record